Molecule: messenger RNA, 6165 nt
Organism: Electrophorus electricus (electric eel)
Lineage: Eukaryota; Metazoa; Chordata; Actinopteri; Gymnotiformes; Gymnotidae
Gene: scarf2
Product: scavenger receptor class F, member 2
Biological process (GO): heterophilic cell-cell adhesion
Cellular component (GO): focal adhesion
Molecular function (GO): protein binding; scavenger receptor activity
Source: RefSeq, a predicted model, not a curated record
AACUGUGGCUUCGGGCAAAACGCUAUGCUCAUGGAGGAAAGCAAGCUCACCCAAUACCGCAUAGUCGGGACUCAGGGCCAGCGAUAGGGUAACUAAUUAGGAAUUUCCUUUCGCCACUCCUUAAAUAAAACACAGAAAAAUGGCAAAGCGUAAUGUUUUAUGGUUUCAUCUUUAAAAUGCGGAGUAAUAGCAGUAUUUAUUUAAAAUCCUUUGCUCAACAUAUCAUGACACAUUCAUUGCUCUAAAACUUUCUCUUUCCCCGGUGCAUGAAUUGGAUUUACUAACGGACCAGGUGGAGAGAAUUUUAGCAUUAUUUUUUGGAUUAUCAGAACGUUUUUCUUCAGUGAUGUUGCUAAAUCAACAAAUGUUUGGAACACAAUAAGCGAGAAACCUUUGCUGGACUCGGAGGGUAAACCUUUUGCUGGACUCGGACGGUAAAUCUUUUGCUGGACUCGGAGGGUAAACCUUUUCGGGGUUUGUGGCAAACUUUUGUGCGCUCUCUUCUCCCUGGAUUGGUCUCUCUCUCUCUCUCUCUCUCUCUCUCUCUCUCUCUCUCUCUCUCUCUCUCUCUCUCUCUCUCUCUCUCUCUCUCUCUCUCGCAGAUGUCGUAGCAGAUCGUCAAAUGUUGGAACCCCCCAAAAGAAAAUAAACAAAUCAGAGACGUAUCUGGAGAUAGAACUACUUCCAAACCUGACGUUUCCAGUUUCGGUGUUAACGCGCGGGGAUACUGAAAAUCGCAAGAAGACGGACUUCGACAUCUUGGGUUUCAAAGAAAGGAAUGCAGAGCGUAAGAGGCGCGUGGAAGGAUGCUGUUUCUCGUACAAUGGAACUGAAGAGCACUUUAGCCGUUGUAGUUUUGGUUGUAUUAUUUUGUCCUACAUUCAGCCAGGAACUGAAUCCAAAGGGUCGGAAUGUCUGCAGAGUGCCAGGGACACCAGGGUCUGUGUGCUGCAGUGGCUGGGGACAGCUGGGAGACGAGUGUUUAACGCCUCUUUGUGAGGGCAAUUUCACCUGCAAGGAGAACGAGGUGUGUGUGCGACCAAAUGAAUGCCGCUGUCGUCAUGGAUAUUUUGGAGCCAGCUGUGACACCAAGUGCCCAGCUCAGUUCUGGGGCCCUGACUGCAAGGGAAAAUGUACAUGUCAUCCGAACGGCAAGUGCGAUGAUGUGACCGGCAAGUGCACAUGCCACCCCAACCGCUGGGGCGAGAUCUGCGAGAAACCGUGCCCAUGCCAGAAGGGCAAGUGCGACCAGGAGACAGGCAGGUGUGCGUGCCACCCCGGCUUCUGGGGUCCGCACUGCAGCAACACCUGCUACUGCAGCGUGAACUCGGUGUGCGAGCAGACCACAGGCCGUUGCCUGUGCAGCCCUGGUUGGUACGGCCGCAACUGCCGUGCGCAGUGUGUCUGCAAUGGCUCGCCCUGCGAACAGUUAACAGGCCGCUGCCAGUGCCGCGAGCGCCUGUGGGGCCCCAGCUGCGAGCGCUACUGCCAGUGCAUGCACGGCAAGUGUAACCAGGUGGACGGCUCGUGCACGUGCAAUCUGGGCUACAGGGGGAAGUACUGCCGUGAGCCAUGCCCCGCUGGGUUCUACGGGCAGAGCUGCAGGAACAGGUGCGGUCACUGUAAGGGCCAGCAGCCUUGCGAGGUGAUCAUGGGACGUUGCGUCACCUGCGAGAGGGGCUGGAACGGUACCAAGUGCGACCAGAUGUGUGCGCCAGGCUUCUUCGGGGAGAACUGCAAGGACGAGUGUCCGCCAUGCAAGGACGGCCACUACUGCAACCGCAUGGAUGGGAAGUGCUCGCACUGCAACCCCGGCUGGAUCGGAGACCGGUGUGAGGUUCGCUGUCCCAAUGGCACCUACGGCGAGAACUGUGAGAAUGACUGCAGUCACUGUUUUAACAGAGUCUGUCACUUUGCUACGGGAGAGUGCCUCUGUGACCCAGGCUUUUACGGGACUUAUUGCAAUCUGACCUGUGAGUCUGGGCAGUUUGGGGUGAAUUGUGCACAAACCUGUCCAUGCCAUGAUAAAAACUGCGACCCAGUGUCUGGAGCCUGCAAUCUAUAUCCUAACCAGCGGAUGGGUGUAAUCGCCGCAGCAACGCUUGUUUCCUUUCUACUGCUCAUCCUUCUCUUGCUGCUUUGCUGCUGCUUUUUCUGUGGCAACAAGUACCGCAAUAGUCUAGAUCAGGACAACUACACAAAUAGUAAGAAGGCCAAAAGAAUCCUGUGUGGGCGAUUUAGCCGCAUCAGUACCAAGCUGCCCAGGAUCCCCCUUCGGAGACAAAAGAUGCCCAAAAUUGUUGCCAGCCACGACCCUGAGAGCAACUUUAACUGUAGCUUCAUUGAGCCUCCCUCUGCUGUGGAGCAGCCAACCCCAUCAUGGUCCUCCCAGGAGUCCUUCUCUUCCUUUGAGACGAGCGAAGAUGGCCCCGUGUACUGCGUGCCCCAUGAGGAUACUGUAAAUGAAAGCAAUGUAAGGCCCAGUCCCAACAUCCCUGCAGAGAACAUGGUGGGCAUUAGCGAGGAAGAUGCCGGAGAAUACACAUCUCUCAAAGAAACGCAGACAGCCACGAAGCAGCCCAGCAGCGAUGCCAGCAAGCAGCCACUUCUGAAGUCUUCAGACAGCGAGGGGUCAACGAGCAGCAGUGAGCCAACCAUGGGGGAACUUUAUGCCCGAAUCACUCGCCUUUCCAAGAACUCGAAGGAGGAGGAGGAUGGGGGAACCGCUGACACCAAGGCCAACGACAAGCCCCCGUCACCAGGGAGGACCAAACCACGCCCGCCUGACCCAUCUACCAAGCCCAAGGUGUCCUGGAUCCAUGGAACAUCUGGAGCUGGUCAGUCAGAGAAAGGCCAUGCACCAUCCCCGCCUAAAGAAAAGAAAAGAAUCUCCAGUGAAGGUUCUGGAAAGGGGGAGGAGAAACAUCGAUCGAAGGAGAAGUUGAACAAGAAAGGUGAGCAGAAGAACCAAGAUGGCAAGAAGAGUGAUGGGAAUGAGUCUCCAAGUAAGAGCAAAGCCCACAAAGCUUCGGAUCCUAUCGAGCAUAUCAAUGGAGCAGUCCAGAAUGCCUUAAAGAAGAUUGGAAACUUCCAUUCUGAAAGGAAAGGUGACACAGCCAAAGAACCACCCAAAAGCCCAAACAUUAUGCAUCCUCACAUGAACUCAGAGGCUGCCACUCUUCUUGCUGCCCAGUUGAAGGAGAAGACUCAGAGCCUGAACCGUAACGACGGUCUUUCAGUGGGCAUCAAACCUAAUGGGGUGUCUACACCCCAGGCUAGCCGGGAGAAGCCCACACCACCCCAGAAGGCCAAGCGUUCUGUGACUGGAACCAACAAACCCCUUCUACCCACGUCGUCCAACCUACAGAAGAUGGUGGCUCCUGUAACAGACUCUUCUACUCCUGAUUCCAAAACCCCAGAAAAGCAAGCCAUAAAUGGGACCAAGGUAGUGGGGGCAGCAGACCCAACACCUAAGAAAACACCCAUUAAAAAACCACCAAGGAAGAAAGGCAAAGAUGGAACUGCAGAAACAGAACCCAAGACCACUCCAAAGACAGCUAUUAUGCCUCCUCAGAUUGUUAAAUAGACAGUGCAGUUGGAUAUUACUGGGCUGAACUUGCAGUGCCUGACAAUACUGAACGAAACCUUUGACUUAAUAUUUUCCUGCUUUGUGUUCAUGAUAAGAAAUCAGUUCAAUGGUUAUCAAAUGGAAGAGCUGCGUACCAGAUUUAUUGUUAUGAGGGUUUCUUUGUUGUUGUAUUUGUGUUUUAAUUAUUUUGAAGUCCGGGACGGGCUUGAAGAAGGAACAGUCACUGGUUCACAUGUGCCUUGAAAGGAACAGUUAGUAUAACUUUCAAAGGAGUUCAGCAGUUUUAUAGUUGUAAAAGAAUUUAAAGUAAUGUAAUAAGCUUAUUUUAUAUGUUUUAUAUGCCAGCAUAUCUACAUUUACCAAAGUGCAUUCAUCAUAUCAUUUCAGGUCAUCAUGUGGUCUAAAUGACAAUGAUUCAUCAUUAUCAAUAGGAUUUGUUUUUAAUAAUUAUCUGAGCAAUAUGUACAAUUAUCAUCACAUGCAGUAUUUCGCUCAGUAUAAAUAGAAUGGUACUAUGGUUAAUCAUAAUUCUCUGACAAGUCUCUGACACCAUUGUUAUACUCUGAGCAAAUACUCUCAUUCCAUUACAAUGCCCUGGGUUAUAUAUCCACAUAUUUGUCACAGUGUAAUGAGUCCUUAUGUGACAGUGUGUGAUUACAUCAAGCCAUAAAGUGGUAUAUGUUACAAAGGCAGCACUCAUUGACAAACACACGCUUAUGAGCUUUUAUCAGGUUACUGACUCAUGAGUCAGUUCUCUCAGUUUUUGAAUUGACUAUUCAUGUUGAUUUGUUUCAGUAAUGCAUAAAGCAUGUCUCUUAACUGUGGGCCACAGAUAACGUCAUGCUGCUGAUUUCACAAUGACAAGAUCACUAACAUUUUCUAAGCUGUUUGAUAGAAUAUCCUAGAACUCCAGUCAGUGCUUCUGGGUUGUCAGUAGUUAAAGAAGUAAAGACAGUGAUGGAGUUGGAAGUGAAGGCUUUCAUCACCUUAGCUCCGAUCAGAGCAUGUGGACAACAGACUUUGGACUGGCGAGAGAUUGAUAGACGGUGUCUCGUUAUAGUUACACAAACAACGUCUGGUGCUCCUUUAAUUGAGGGACAUAUAUAGAAUUAACGGUGAGCAAAUGGAGCUAGUGAUCACUUCUAACCCUGAGGCUUUAGCUUGGCUGUGUGUGUGUGUGUGUGUGUGUGUGUGUGUGUGUGUGUGUGUGUGUGUGUGUGUGUGUGUGUGCGUGUCCACAACUGAAAUUCCCAGAAUUGUCAGCUAUUCUCCAAGAGUGCAGCUUGUUAUGCUUAAUGUGCUUUAUGUAAAGAGAUACAAAGCUCCAGAAGUCCUCCUGUGCACCAUAACACUGCAGUAUCUUUACUCCUCAUCCACGGUGAGCUUACAGACUGCAUUACUGUUAUGGUUCUGCACAUGAAAAGGUAGAUGUUUGUCUAGUCACCAUCACUACACUCAUAGUUGAGGUACCACUUACUUGUUUCUUAAGCCCAUGUUUUAGAUUCGUUUGAUGUAUAUGUUCUUUCCGUUGAUGUUGAACCAUCUAUUCAGGUGGCAGUCAGACCGUUUCCACCCAGGUAGUUCCCACAGGCUCACCCAUAACAAGCUGACCACAUAAAUGCUAGCUAAAUGAAAGAAUGAAGCUCUUAUUCUCAAAUCAGAGCCAAAUAAGGAUGUUUGAGGAGGCAUUUGCAUAUAAUGUCACAAUUGAUAGCCUUAAAGCACUUGUAGGUUAUUCUCAGAAUGCACUGGGACCGUGCCCGCUGAAAGCAAGGACAGUGGGAGAGAGAUUCAUUAAAAACUGGACAAUAAUGGCGUUUUAAAUUGUUUUAGCGCUGAACAUCAGCUCUGGCUCUGGCGGGAGUGGUGGAGUGUUCUAAAAUCAAGCAAUAUUAUUGAAUUUGAUGUAUAGUAAAGAUUUAUACAGUCGAUCUUUCUUUAUAUGGUACAACAAAUGUCCUUUUUUAUAAUGGUUAUUUUUCUACUUGCCAAGAUAUUUUGUAAUGAUAUUGUUAUCUAUGAUUGUAAGCUGUGCUUAUACAACUUAUAUUUUGCUCUUUUUUUUGUCAAAUGAACUGGCUUUCAAUUUUGAUAAGGUCAUCCCCCUGUUUUUACAUUCAGACAUCAGGUACAAAUUUAUGUGUACAGACAUUUUCCUGUUUACUUAGAUGUGUUGUCGCUUAUUCACAUUUCUCUGUGGAAGGUAUUGUUUUCAAUGAACGAUAAAUCGUAUGAUGCAGAGGUCAGUGAGAGGUCAACUUUAUCUAGCCGCAUAAUCCACAUCCUGCAUUUCUUACUUAAUACACUCUUGUGUAAGAUGUAUGACAAAGAACAAAUGCUCAUGUUUUUGCACAGAGUAUGAAAUCUACUAUCAGCUACAGUAUAUGGUAUUAUAGGAGUUUGAAGACUGACUCUUUUGUUGGACCUGCUCUUUGUUCUGCCGGGGGUCUGUGUGGAAGCAGAGUCCAGGGCUCUCACUGUGGGUCUCUUUCUCACUGCCAGUUUGUUUUCAUGUUGUUAACGUGAUUGUUCAGUUACUUGCUUUUGAAAUAAAAACGAAACCUGUAGCUCCUGAA